Hordeum vulgare subsp. vulgare (domesticated barley) is the source of this 1680-nucleotide messenger RNA. Its product is annotated as 4-hydroxyphenylacetaldehyde oxime monooxygenase-like. NCBI's taxonomy places the organism in Eukaryota, Viridiplantae, Streptophyta, Magnoliopsida, Poales, Poaceae. The record is from RefSeq and is a predicted model, not a curated record. Bases 30 to 1562 code for a protein of 510 amino acids. Gene Ontology annotation, molecular function: iron ion binding; oxidoreductase activity, acting on paired donors, with incorporation or reduction of molecular oxygen; monooxygenase activity. The transcript is spliced from 3 exons.
CUUCACCAAAGACACUACUAAGAAAAUCGAUGGCUCUCUCACUCAGCUCAGAGCUCCUCUCCCUGCCCCAACAAUGGCAGCUCCUUCUCCUCCUCCUUCUGGGACUCGUCUCCCUCCUGCUCUCGACGAGGAGACUGAGCAACAAAGGGCUCAAGCUACCGCCCGGCCCAGCCCGGGUUCCAAUCGUAGGGAACCUGCACCAGCUAGGUCAGCUGCCGCACCGGAGCCUACGGGAUCUGGCGCGGCAGCAUGGCCCGGUGAUGCAGCUGCAGCUCGGCACCGUGCCAACGGUGGUGGUGUCAUCGGCUGAGGCGGCACGUGAGGUGAUGAAGACGUACGACGAGGACUGCUGCACCCGGCCCAUGUCCCCGGGGAUGAAGCGGCUGUCCUACGGCCACAAGAACGUUGGGUUUGCGCCAUACGGUGCCUACUGGCACGCCAUGCGCAAGUUCUUCGUGGUCGAGCUCUUCGGCGUGCGCCAUGUCGAGGCAGCAUGGCAUGCACGCCAGCAUCAGGUGGAGAAACUGAUGAUCACCUUGAGCGGCUUGGCCGGAGAGCCGGUAGCGAUGAAGGAGCACAUCUUCAGCCUGGCCGACGGCAUCAUCGGCAUGAUAGGGUUCGGCGACAUGUACAACAGCGACAAGUUCCCACACCACAAGAACUUGGAGCACGUGCUCGAGGAGGCCACACACGCGCAGGCCAGCUUUUCCGCCGAGGACUACUUCCCCAACAUUGUCGGACGCCUAGUCGACCGAAUCACCGGCCUCGCCGCUCGCCGCGAACGAAUCUUCAAGCAGCUUGAUACCUUCUUCGAGAUCAUCAUUGAGCAGCAUCUCGACCCUCAGCGCGUCAAGCCUCACAACGGCGACCUCGUCGACCGCCUCAUCGGCCUUUGGAAGGACAACAGUGGCACCCUCAGCAUCACAAGAGACCACGUCAAGGGCAUCAUCUUUGGCACGUUCAUUGGUGGCUCAGACACGACCUCGGUGACGAUUCUAUGGGCGAUGGCAGAAUUAAUGCGAAAUCCGAGACUACUAGAGAAGGUACAAGACGAGAUCAGGGUCGUGGUGAACGGCAACCAGAUGGUGCGUCCAGAAGACCUGGCCAAGCUAGGCCACCUCAAGAUGGUGGUGAAGGAGACACUACGGCUACACCCACCAGCGCCGAUGUUGCUGCCGAGGGAGGCCAUGCGGGACAUCCAAAUUGGGGGUUAUGAUGUGCCCGCCAAGACACGGAUCUAUGUGAAUGCAUGGGCCAUUGGCAGGGACCCGACAAGCUGGCCUGACGACCCGGAGGAGUUUAAACCAGACAGGUUUGAGAUGAGCAAGAUAGACUUCAAGGGUACACAUUUCGAGCUAACACCAUUUGGCGCCGGGCGGCGGAUAUGCCCUGCAUUGUCUAUGAGCACGGCCACCGUGGAGUUCACCCUGGCCAACCUGUUAUACCGCUUCCAGUGGACGCUCCCGGAGGGGAUGGUGGUGAGCAUGGAGGAGGAAGGCAAGCUUGUGCCCCUCCUCAAGGAGCCACUCUUGCUCGUGCCCACCCUAUACCACCACGUCUGAGCACAGCGAGGCAUGGCAUGACACAGCCGAGAGACACCCGGUCAAAAUUGAUUUGCUCCUAUGUAUGGUGUAAACAUGCAUGUUUUUUGUUUUUAGAAAAGGAGGCUAAGUUCCGACC